ACACACGAACUCGCGCUUCCGCUUGUGAAAGGCGGAGGGGGGAGGGGGGAGGGGGGGAAGGAAAAUCCACCAACGCACAUGAUAGACAGACAAGCGAAGCCCCUAGAAAGAGGCAAAGAUAAGUCGCUGUAGCCUGGGAACGAGCGACAUUGCAUAAUUCGGAUAAUAAGCGGAGAAAGUCAGAGAGGUUUGCUCGCUGCAGCGCCUUCUGGGGCAGGACACACUGAAUGGCGUAUGAUCGGAGAGAAGUCCACCCAUCUCACUACGUAUGUACCACUAUUAAGUGUCAGGCUUUAGCGCGAGCGAUCGAAAGAUAGGCAUGGAGCCACGCUCCCACUAAAACGGAACAAGAACGCCUCGGGGGCGCUCGGAGCUACGACCGAUUGGAUUUGAUUUCUCGGAUUGGAUUGAUGAUUUGGCUCGCGGAAACUCGAAACUUGAUAUAGGGGAGGAGGAAGAGCAGGAGGAGCAGGAGGAUGGGGGCGCUCCUCGCUCGCUCGCUCGCUCUCUCUCUGUGUCUCUCCAGAGAUCGGCGCACAUUCCACUCUACCACCACACGCAAAAUCAGGUACCGUAACAGAAGAGCGAAACAGAGCGCGGACUGGGUUGCAGCAGGUUCGAUAGUUUUCGAGGAGAAUUAAAAUCGGCAGCGGCAGCGCGGCGGGAGAUGGAUGGAAGGCGGCAGCUCAUGGUUGAGACUUCGGGAUCGGUCGUCGGUCGCCCAGCUAUCAGCCAAUUUCCCUCUCCCUCUCCCUCUCCCUCUCCUCGCACGACCUCGACCUCAACUGCUGAACUCCCCACUUGGGCCCUCCUCUUCUUUGCUCUCCUCGCCGUCCUUGUUUCUUCUUCCCUCUAGACCUCGUCAAUCGCUCGUCGCCUCGCCUCGCUCUCGACCUCUCUCGUCGUCCCGUCCCUGCCUCGGCCUCUCCUCCCGGUGCCGCCUGGGAUGCAGGCGUACAGGCUGCGAAUAGCAGACGGGCACCACACACAAGUGGUGAAAGUGUGUGUGGAGCCGCGAUCCAACUGCGCUGCCUUCGUGCUUGCGGAUUCUUCCUGCCUUCUGCUCUCGCUCGCGUCGCUGCCCGCCAUUCAACCGACUCCCAUCCCGGCCCCUUGCACUGAUGCCUGCUUUCUCCGCCUGCAGGCUCGUGUGCUUGCAGGCGGCGGUUCCCUGCCCCCUUCGUCCUCCUCCUCCUCUUCUUCAUCUUCUCGUGCGCAUCCGCAUCCGGGCCCUGUAGUUGUUGACAGGAUAGCCCCCGGAGGCGCUUCCGGGGCUUCGAGAUUGCCCCCCAACGGCAAUGGCAAGGGGGCUGGCGCCUCGAGCACUCGCAGCCGCGUCUUCUUCUUGACAUCGCAGCCCGCCAGGGGGGGAUCGUGCGUCGACCUCUCGGCCUGGCUCUGCGAGGCGCCCUCCUUCGCCCGCACUGGCGUCGAAUUAGAUCGCUCGAGGAAGAGCUCCCACGAGAUUGGCAAUCCGGGCCAUGAUCUGCCCCGUCGCCCUCUCAGCAGCAGGUGCAGGGCUGCGCGCCUCGAAAUCCCCCACGGAAUGGUGCUGAAGAUGGCUGCGUCUGUCAACGUGGUGAUCGUCUAUUCCAUCUCUGUGGGCAAAAUCUGGAUUCUGGCAGCCAAGCAUGUUGUGGCAUCGGGUACUGCUGCUGCUGCUUCUCCUUCGGAGUUUCACAAGGACCAGGGCAGUAGGCCUCUGCGCGGUGGUGGUGGUGCAGGUGCAGGUGCGAGCUCGACUGGUCUCGGCACCGUCGAGAAGGAUCUGGAACUAGGAAUGAUUAGUAAAAGGGAUGGGGAUGGGCCGGGGCACCUGCUGCUGAUGAAGUGCGCCGUGUUGGAAUGCAACAGGCCCCUCUACUCCAUGUGCGUCUCGCCGCAGCACUUAUUGUUGGGGGAGGCCGGGGGCGUGAGGAUUUGGCCUCUGCGGCCGCUCAUCAAGCCCGACAAGCGACUCAAAGAACGCGAGCAGCGGGCCAAGGACUCGAGCAUUAUUAGGUCGGAUGACAGUCGAGUUCACGCUUCCGGUUUGUCUAAAAUUCCUCAUGUAGAUGCAGCUUCCAGGGACCAUAGCACUCACCUCGGCGUCGGAAAAUCGUCGAACGGGGAGGUGAGGUCUGCCACUUGCGCGUCCGGAUGCAAGCCGCAGGAUUGGGCGCUCAAUGGCGCAACCAACGAGGGCCAGCGGGUCGAAGAUCAGCAGCUGGACUCCCUCGCUUUCAAAGCUGAAAUUGUCGAUAUAAAACCUGUUCCCAAGAAUGGACUCUACGCUCUCAAAGGAGACGGAAAGGAACAGGCUGGUGCACCGACUUGUGGCGUCCCGCCCAGAAAUGGAUUCCACGAGAAAGAGAAAAAAGUUUGCCUUGUGGUCAACACCAAAUGCUUUGGUAAUGGCUUUAUUUCAGAGUUGGAUUCCAGGCUGAAUGUGUCCUCACGGGAAGCGAAUGGACAUGAACAAGAUGGUGAAGGACAGGCAGUAGCCAACACCAUUUGCGGGCCACCUUUGACUCUUGGGAUCUCUUCGAAGAAUGAACUUCAGAAGGUUUUGAGUAUGUGUGAGAAUCAUGUCGGUGCCGUGGGUAAGGAGGAUCCGACAAAUGCUCCAGCCAUAGCUCAUCAGUUCAAAGUAGACGCUGAUCACAUGGGAAAAAGAGCUAUCAUGGAGUCGCUUUGGAAAGCGGGGGGUGUACAGAAGAGGAAUGGUGUAGUUUUGCAGAAUGGCAAUGGUCAUGAGCUCUUGUACAACGUCGAAGCAUCUCAGUCUUUUAGUUCUGGGUCAGAGGGGGUUGGCUGCCUUGAAACAAGCACUCCUUCUGAAGAUUCACAUCAAUCGGAUGAUAAGCUUCUAGAUCAUGUAAAGCAACAGCCGGGUCUGGGAUUUGUAGGGCCAAUGUUUGUGACAACUUGUAAGGAAAGCCAGCAAGAUGGGUUUAUGGCUGGCAAGGGAGUGCUGCAGGCACAGGUGGUGGAUAUUCAGGAGAUCUCAUUGAGGAAAUUUGUGGUGCUUGAUUCGAGUGGAGAGCUGCACUUGCUGGUCCUGGAGGAUGUGCAAGAUCGAGGAACAAACUCACCUCUUCGUGUGAGUCAUCCGAAGAUGACUCGCCUCCACACAUCGAUGAAAGUUUGCUCAAUGGCAGUGCUUCUUCCAGCUGUUCAAAGCUCCUCUGUGGAAGCUAAGCGGGGUGUCGUGCGAAAGCUCUGGAUUUCGGACGGACGGUACUCCAAUUAUGUCGCAAUUGUUCCCAGUGACGGACCCGAGGAAGUUCAAUCGGAGACGAGGACUGCUGAUUCUGAACGUACAGCCGCCCUCCCUGUUAGAGUCGCACAAACAGUAUUCCUUAGUGAGCGCGUGGCUGCCCUUGCAGCAGUUUCACCCGAGACUGUGUUGGUAGUGACACAAGGAAGCAUUACCGCCUAUGUUAUAUCUGGAAGUUGAUCAAGAAGGAAUGGAGCUUCUCAGUAAGCUUGUUUUCUUGGCAGGGCUUGCCUAAGCGUAAGAUGGAGAAACAGUAAGCCUUUUUUGGUGUGUUGGCUGUGGGUUAUGGCCCAUUUUACUUCAAGCUCCUGUGACCAGGCUAAAUUUGACCCGACUUCAUCACGAAAAUAUAAUCGUUAGGGUUUGCCGGCACAAUGUGGAGCAGUACCCAUUCUCCCUCUUCCUCACUACUGGCCUUUCUUCAAGCAUCUUGUGAAGGACUUGAAGGAUUGGAAGAGCUGGAGCAAAAAUGCAGAUAAAUUGCUGAACUUGCCUGUAAAAUAUUUGCUUCUUGAGAGGAGGAUGGAAGAUAUUGUUGCAGUGUAGGUAUCGCCUGUGUAUUUCGCACUCGGAAGCGGUGGCCAGAAGCGCCAGAGCCGAUUAUGAAUAACACCACCCGUAGAUGUGUAGUUAUAGCUUUGCUGUGCGAUCAGCUUCUGGACAGGCGCUCUCUACACUGGUUAUUAGAUUUACUCAGAUGCCACUUGGAGACGACACUUUUAGCUUUUGUUUAGACGUGGUCAAGUCAGUACUGAUCCGAGAAGAACACCUGGUCCUCAAUAAUGAUAGUGUUUGGUAGGACUUGCUUGCCAGUGGCUAAGUCAUGCUGCAAAGUGAUCUCAUUGCUAGUGAGACUUGCACAUGUCAAGUUUCUUAGGUGCCUUUUGUUUGGAAAGUGUUGGUAGCAAUGGAGAUCAAGGAAGUGCCCCCAAUGUGUUCUGGUCAAGGGUAAUAACUCGGUGCUCAACCGCUGCAGCCAGGUUUGGCAGAAGACUUGGUGGGCGGCGGAGUUCAGACACGGAUCAUUUCUAUAUUCUAGCAUCUUUAAAUCUGCGAACACACUACAUGUCAUUCUCA
Messenger RNA from Marchantia polymorpha subsp. ruderalis, 4336 nucleotides. The record is from the annotation of a GenBank genome assembly. NCBI's taxonomy places the organism in Eukaryota, Viridiplantae, Streptophyta, Marchantiopsida, Marchantiales, Marchantiaceae.